AUGGCUUCACUAUUCCUCUCUUUUCUUCAUUUCACUCUAAUCUUGAUCCUCUUUUCAUACCCGAGCUUCUUCUUGUACCCAGCCUUUACUGUCUCGGCUUCGUAUGAUGAAUACUCCACAACCCACUUCGAUUUUAGUCUUUUCCACCAGGAUUACUCACCGCCGGCGCCGCCACCUCCUCCUCCGCGGCACUCUCCUUCACUUUCAUGCAAGGACGACCUUGGCGGAAUCGGCUCAAUCGACACCACUUGUGAAAUAGUCUCCAAUUUGAAUCUAACACGAAACGUAUACAUAGAAGGGAAGGGCGAUUUUUAUAUCCUUCCCAAUAUUAAUAUAAAUUGUUCGUUUUCCGGAUGUGAAUUCGCUAUAAAUAUUACUGGUAGUUUCAGUUUAGGUGAAAAUGCUUCGAUUUUGGCUGGGACGUUUGAGCUCGUAGCCAGUAAUGCAAGUUUUGGUAAUGGGUCUACUGUUAAUACCACGGGUUUAGCAGGGUCGCCACCGCCGGAGACGAGUGGAACCCCACAGGGGGUAGAGGGGGGUGGUGGUGGGUAUGGGGGAAGAGGGGCAAGUUGUUUGCUUGAUAAGAAGAAGCUUCCGGAGGAUGUAUGGGGAGGGGAUGCGUAUUCAUGGUCAACAUUGCAGAGGCCGUGGAGUUAUGGGAGUAAAGGUGGGACGACCAGCAAGGAGGUGGAUUAUGGCGGUGGUGGUGGUGGGCGGAUAAUGUUGGUGGUAGAUAGGUUUCUUGAUGUUAAUGGGAGUUUGCUGGUUGAUGGAGGUGAUGGGGGUACCAAAGGUGGAGGUGGGUCUGGUGGCAGUAUCUUUAUUAAGGCUUAUAAGAUGUAA
Messenger RNA from Ilex paraguariensis (yerba mate), 843 nucleotides. Lineage: Eukaryota; Viridiplantae; Streptophyta; Magnoliopsida; Aquifoliales; Aquifoliaceae. The record is from the annotation of a GenBank genome assembly.